Molecule: messenger RNA, 2226 nt
Organism: Patiria miniata (bat star)
Lineage: Eukaryota; Metazoa; Echinodermata; Asteroidea; Valvatida; Asterinidae
Exons: 1
Coding region: 1-2226 (741 amino acids)
Molecular function (GO): catalytic activity
Source: RefSeq, a predicted model, not a curated record
AUGGUUGCCACUACAACAAACUCCUACAGCCAUGAUGAGUUGCUGUCGCUCAAACCUACAGGUAAAACCACUGUGCCCCUUCACGUUCACACCAGACUAAAAGAGCUUGGAAUCGGUGUGCCAAGACCAACCAAAAGGGGCCGCAGAUCAUGGGCUAAACAACAGAAACCCAUCCCUGUACUGAGCCACCAAGACAUACCCUACGAGAUUCACCCUGAUUUUCAAGCGGGACAAAAAGGUGCAAAUCCCACCAACCUCACCAACAUUUCACCAUGCUUACCACCCACAAAACAACUUGUUCCCACUACAUUCGGUCUGUGGAAUGCUCGAUCGAUGAAACCCAAGAUCCCUAUCUUAUGUGAUUUAAUUAUAUCCAACCACAUCGAUAUUAUCGCCAUAACUGAAACAUGGCUGACUGGUGAUCAUCGGGAUCAUCGUGCUAUUGCAGAUCUUAUGGCAACACUUCCUGACUACCAAAUUCACCACAUACCUCGGAAAAACAGAAAUGGUGGUGGCGUCUGUGUGUAUCUUCGAAGCAGCUUCAAUGCCCAUAUGAACGAAGGUAGAACAUUUGAUUCAUUUGAACAUAUUGAUUUAUCAAUUAACGCUCGAUCCCAGACCCCCCUUCGGCUCAUCGUAAUCUAUAGACCUCAGAGACUAAUCGAUGGACGCAUGACUUCCCCUAUAUUUUUUCGUGAAUUCUCCACACUCCUGGAAUCUGUUGUGUCUGAGCCAGGACACAUCGUGGUUGCUGGUGACUUUAACUUCCACGUCGAUGAUCCAUCUAAUCGUGAAGCGGCAAUCUUCUGUGAUCUCAUUGACUCUGCUAAUCUCGAGCAGCAUGUGACUGGCCCCACUCACCGCGAGGGCCACACACUGGACCUCAUCUUGUCACGUUCAGCAGAUGACACAGUUUCACGUGUUGUCACCACUAAUUACCUGCCCUCCGAUCAUGCCGCUGUCAAAUGUUUACUGAACGUCAGUCGGCCCGAUCCGGUCAAAAGAGACAUCAAACUUCGAGAAAUUCGUAAGAUUGACAUAGAUGCCUUCCGCAAGGAUAUCCUGGCUUCACCACUGUAUACUGCCCCAGCCUCUGAUUUGAACCAGUUGGUUCAUCAGUACGAGAGUACUUUGAAAGAUCUCCUAAAUCAACACGCCCCCCUCAUCUCUCGUAACAUAUCAUGUCGCCCACACGCCCCGUGGUACAAUGAACACAUCCACAAAGCAAAACAAGAACUACGUAAACGUGAACGCAAGUGGAAAUCCUCUAAACUGGCAGUUCACAAACAACUUCUGAAUGAACAGAUCUACCGGUACAAUCGUAUGAUAACUCAAGCCAAAACCGAAUAUCACAGGACACAACUUGCCGACUGCGAUUCUCAACAACUGUUUCGCAAAGUCGACAAAUUAUGCACCCCGAAAUCUUCAAGAACCCUUCCGCCAGAGAAUGAACCAGAGUCACUAGUGGAUCGUUUCUCACAAUUCUUUUCCAAUAAGACCCAGACCAUCAUUGCCGAACUUGAUAACGCUUCAACAGUUGAGACAACAGUACCAGUGGCCGACUCGUGCGAGACAUCUUUCACUGGAUUUGACAUCCUUUCUGAUAGUUCUGUCAGAAAGUUGAUCACUGGGUCACCUUCAACAACAUGCAGGCUUGAUCCAAUUCCAACAUCGUUACUGAAGAAGUGUCUAAAUGAACUCACUCCCAUCAUCACAACAAUCAUCAAUCUCUCCCUUGAGAACGGCCAUUUUCCUGAUGCUUUCAAAUCUGCCCACGUCACCCCCCUGCUCAAGAAACCCAACAUGGAUCCGGAACCACUAAAAAACUACAGACCUAUCGCCAAUUUGAAAUUUCUCGCUAAGAUAACUGAACGCGCAGCUUCGUCUCAGGUCCAAGAUUAUCUUCUCGAGAACAGUCUUCACAGCAACAUGCAGUCUGCAUACAAGCGUCGUCAUAGUGUGGAGACGGCUCUUCUCCGAGUGAACAACGACUUGUUACUAGCUGCUGACAAGGGCCAAGAGGCGGUUCUUGUUCUACUGGACUACUCCGCAGCCUUUGACACCAUCAACCACGAGAUCAUGCUUCAUCGUCUUUGUCACAGGUAUGGCAUAUCCGGCCAUGCUAUCAACUGGUUCGAAUCUUACUUCAAACACCGUACUCAGUACAUUUCAAUUAAUGAUGACCUAUCUGACGCUUAUGUCCCUGAAGUCGGUGUCCCUCAAUGA